UUUAGAUCCAUUCGAUUUUCAAACUGACAUAGCGGGACUGGAGGUCUGGAUUAUACCGGAUCUUUGCUGCCGACAUCCAAUGCUCCCACAAUUCUUCGCCUAAUAAACCAAACGAAGCAGCUCCCUCCUCCAACAAAGAAAGCAAUCUGACAAUGGCCGACACCGAUUAUGCACUCGCCGACAAGCAAGGAGCCACUCCUGUGGUCCAAGGAACAGAAGCUCCCGAUGGAGUGUUCAAGACUGGAGCUGGAGGCGUCAAGAGAGGACACAAAUGCUGUGGAGGAUGCUGUGAUGUGCGUCGUGCCACCAUUAUUGUGAAUAUCAUCAGCAUGGUAUUGGGAGUCGUCGGUGUUCUAUUCAUGAUUACGGCCGGUAGCAUUGCCAGCAAUUUGGAUGCCAGCAACUACGACGAUGAUGAAAUGGUGGCCGCCAUUAAUGAACUCGAGGGAACCGAUUUCGGUGGUUCCAUGGGUGUUGCCAUUGCCUUGAGUUCGGUCCGCAUUCUGCUCAAUGCCGCGGGCAUUUGGGGUGCACUCAAAUACAAUGUCGUUGGAGUCGGUGCCGGUUUGGUGGCCUAUGGGCUCGAAUUCCUCUUUUCACUCAUCACAUUUAACAUUGUCGGUUUGAUCUGGAAUGGAUUCUUUGCCUAUCCACAUGUCUAUCUCAUUAUGGAAAUGAGAAAUGGAAUCAUGAACGCACAAACAUACGAAGAUAUCGAGAAACAAUCUUGUUGCUGUGUAUAAAAACAAUACAAUUCUGAUGAGAACUACUACGACAACACCAGUAUCUGAUCAUCGUUGGACCUUCCCGACAGCCUCCUUCCUAAUGGUUGUCUUGUUAAUGUUGAAACUAGUUGAUAAAGUAACCAUGAAACUUAUUUGUUC
Seminavis robusta is the source of this 884-nucleotide messenger RNA. Lineage: Eukaryota; Bacillariophyta; Bacillariophyceae; Naviculales; Naviculaceae. The record is from the annotation of a GenBank genome assembly.